Messenger RNA from Lates calcarifer (barramundi perch), 983 nucleotides. Its product is annotated as protein NATD1. Lineage: Eukaryota; Metazoa; Chordata; Actinopteri; Centropomidae. Bases 79 to 468 code for a protein of 129 amino acids. The record is from RefSeq and is a predicted model, not a curated record. The transcript is spliced from 3 exons.
AUGUGGCGCCCUCUAGUGGACAGUCUUUACCAUCACCGCUACAUGCUGCUCAGUAUUAGUUUGUCUUUUCAUGGAUAAAUGUCCUUUAACAUGUUUUCCAGACUCACAGCGUUAACUCUGCGGGUGACGUCUUAUCCCGCCGCCUUCACUUCGUUAAGCUCCGGCUGCAGGUUGAUGGUGGAACAUGACCGACAGAACCAGCGCUUCACGGUCACUCCGGGCAGCGGCGCCGGGACCCAUGAAUGUGCAGUGCUGAGCUACAAAUUCACUGGAGAGAAGGAAGUGGAUCUGAUGUCAACCUACGUACCAGAGACGUUCAGGGGCCAAGGUGUCGCUGCACUGCUGUCACAGGCUGCGAUGGACUUUCUGGUUGAAGAAAACCUCAAGGCUCGUGUCUCAUGUUGGUACAUACAGAAAUACAUCGAGGAACACCCACUGCAACAUUUUAAAGACCUCGUUAUCACUUGACUGAAGCUCAUUUGUCUGCUAGAGCCUGAACUGCUACCUCAAAUCAACUACAACCUCAUGUACCCGUCUGUUCGACACUAUAGAGGCCAAAGGGAGAAUGUAAAACACCUGCAGCAUCUAAGUUGUAGUUGUGAAUGACAAUUGUUUGUUUGAGGCACAGUAUGAUUCAUAUAAUUUCUAAAGAAUCAUAAAUUUAAUAUGAGUAAAGUUACGCAAAAUCAAGGUGAAGUUGCUGAGCAAUAUUGAUUUUAUUUUCAUGGGUUUUUGUUGAUGUGAAACUUGCAAAUUGAUGCUUUUAUUUUCUUAAUAUUGCACUUUUAAUCUGGUAUUAUUCCUCACAAACUUAUUUUUCAAUGUUGGAACAAGGCAAUUCAAUAUUUAUUAUGACUGUAAUAUUUAACCAGAGCAUAAUGUUGUGUGUUGUUGACAAUUCAGACAUGAACUUUUCUUCUCUGACUUGACUGUCCAUGUAAUUCAAAAUAAAAAUGAUUAUUUCUGUAAAGAAAAUGACAAGA